Messenger RNA from Linum tenue, 1470 nucleotides. NCBI's taxonomy places the organism in Eukaryota, Viridiplantae, Streptophyta, Magnoliopsida, Malpighiales, Linaceae. The record is from the annotation of a GenBank genome assembly.
AUGCACAAUGACUUCGUGUUACAGGAUGCGGUGGUUAGGCCACUUGCAGAGUUGGAUUUUGAGGCCUUGCAGAACAUUCUACCCGAGCUUCCUUUAUGGGUGAAAUGCCCGGACUAUGAACGAGUGGACUGGUUGAACAAGUUUCUCUUGGACAUGUGGCCUUACCUUGAUAAGGCCAUUUGUUCUAUAAUUAGAACCACUGCACAACCUAUCUUCAAGGAGUAUAUUGGGAAGUAUGGCAUUGAAGCCAUUGAGUUUGAGCAUCUGACACUUGGAACUCUUCCUCCCACACUUCAUGGUCUCAAAGUGUUCGACACAAAUCAAAAUGAUUUAGUCCUGGAACCAGCAGUUAGGUGGCCUGGCAAUCCCAACAUAACUUUGGUGUUGAAAUUGAAGUCAUUAGCCGUUACUGUUCAGUUGCUUGAUCUGCAAGUGUUUGCAGCACCAAGGAUAUCAUUGAAGCCUCUGGUACCUACAUUCCCAUGUUUUGCAAACAUUGUGGUUUCCUUGAUGGAAAGACCUCAUGUAGACUUUGGGCUGAGGAUUCUUGGAGGGGAUGUCAUGUCCAUACCCGGUCUUUAUAGAUUUGUUCAGGAAACCAUAAAAAAGCAGGUGGCAAGCAUGUACCUUUGGCCCCAGACGCUUGAAAUACCCGUCCUUGAUCCUUCAACAGUGGUUGUGAAGAAGCCAGUAGGGCUGCUGCAUGUGAAGGUCGUGCGGGCGAUGAAACUGAUGAAGGCUGAUAUCAUAGGAACCUCCGAUCCCUAUGUGAAGCUCAGUUUGAGCGGAGAGGAUCUACCUACAGUUAAAAAGACCUCAAUCAAGAAGCACAAUCUGAAUCGAGUAUGGAAUGAGAACUUCAGGCUUAUUGUUAAGGACCCCGGUUCUCAACUUCUUCAACUUCACGUGUAUGGUUGGGAUAAGGUUGGUGGCCAUGACACAUUGGGGAUGCAAGUUGUACCCUUGAAAACACUCACUCCACAAGAGACAAAGCAACUAACUCUGGACUUGCUCAAGAGCACCGACGCAUCUGAUCCUCGCGACAAGAAGCAACGAGGCAGAAUCAUGGUGGAGCUGACCCUCGUGCCUUUCAAGGAAGACAGUUCCAUCUCAGGCCGCUUGGAUCAAAUAAAUGGCAGCAGCGAUGACGAUCCAUUCAAUGGAUCAGGUUUGCUUUCAGUGACAGUACAAUCAGCAGAGGAUGUAGAUGGAGAGAGCCAUAACAACCCUUAUGCUACCCUGCUCUUCAGGGGAGAAAGAAAAAGAACCAAGGUUAUGCAACGUUUUUUAAGCACAUCCCACCACUUAAGAACACUAAAGCAAUUACAUCCUGAUGCUGUUUGUGUGACAUUAUUGUUGUUGGUUCUGUUGCAGAUGAUCAGGAAAACCCGCGAUCCACGUUGGAACGAGGAGUUCCAGUUCAUGAUCGACAGUACAUCAAUUUUCUGUAACUUGAUGGAGUGGAUAUAA